AUGGCUUCCACACAACCGGCUGGGUCUUCUGCACCUUCGUCUAAUUUGAACUCUCCGAUCUUGCCUCCUGGAGGAACACCAUUUUUCGCCGGUUCCUUACCUGAUUCUAAUGCGAGAUCUUCUCCUAUACCUGCUAGCAAUGCCCCUGCACAAGCCGAUGGAUUGAAGUCAAAGCGUACCAAACGUGACAGCCGCAAAAAGCGUGAGGCCAAGGGCCUGGAUCAGGAAAGCAUGCCACCGAAGAAGCGAGCAGUUGCUGUCCAAAACACUGCACUUCCCAGCUCAGAACUCAGCAUACUAAGGCCUCUCUUGCUGGCAGAGCCUCGCUCAUCCGAUCUGUUACCUCCACAACCCCGGCAGCUGAAUUUUGUCAACCGAAAAACAUCAGACGUUAUCGGUCAAAGCUGGGACUUCUUUGAGAUCGUCGAUAAGCUCACCAACAAGAAUGGAUUUCGUUAUAGCUACGCCAUAGCCGACCCCAGCUUUCCGCAUAUCAAAUACCGCCAGACUGAUGUUCAGCCUUACCAUGCCCGCUUCAGCUUCGAAGACUCUCCAGCUGCCAUACUUUUCAGUAAAGACGCUCUCGCAGUUACUUCUAACGAACCUUGGCAUACUGCACGCGCCAAUGUCUGCGCGCGCGAGGGAUCUUAUUACUACGAAGCGCGCAUCGUCAGUGGUGUUAUGAAUAAUUCAUCGGCUCCAUCUUCAAAUAGCAAUGGAAAUUUACCGUCCAGGGGACAUGUACGUCUCGGUUUCGCACGAAGGGAGGCAGACCUCGAUGCCAACGUAGGCGUCGACUGUUAUGGAUACGGUAUUCGUGAUGUGAAUGGCGAGGUUGUCAAUCGGAUGCGGUGCGAGUACUUCUUUCCAAAAGGCGAAUCCAUUCGUGAGGGAGAUGUUAUCGGCCUACUGAUCACCCUCCCGCCACUCUCUCUUCACAAAAAAGUUGUAGAGGGAACUUAUGAGUCAGGUGCGGAUGGCGAGGUUUCAACACCGAGCUCAGAAGCCCCGUCAGUCACGAAUAUAGUCCGUGACCGCAUUCCUUUCCACUACAAAUCAGACUUUUGUUGGCAACAAUCGAACGUGUUUCCAACAAAACAGCUACGCGAUUACGCAUUUAAUCUCAAAGAAACACCUACGUUUGGGCCUCCAUCUCCGUUCAAUGCUGAGGAUGCAUCCUUGCGAACUCUACCCGGUUCAAGCAUCACAAUAUACAAGAACGGUGUAAAGAUGGGCACUCCAUUCGAAGAACUGUAUGCUUUCUUACCACCGGCCAGCCGACUUGCCAAUGGCACGAAUAACUUGGGCAUCGGUGAGCGCGAGAACGCAGAUGAUGGAAUGAUCGGUUAUUACCCCGCUGUCAGCUGCUACGGCGGAGGCGCGGUUGAAUGCCGCUUCGACGGGCCAUGGUGGGUGGGCCCGCCAUCUCAUACAGACAACGGAGAGCCAAUUCGGGGAAUUGGCGAACGAUUCAAUGAGCAAAUAGUUGAGGACAUAGUUGCAGAUAUCGUGGACGAGGUUGAGGCGAUGUGCGUCUGGGGUGGAGUAGACGGCAACGUUGUCAAUAACGCAGAGCUCGACGGCUCUGGAACUGGGGCAGUUGGUGGCUCCGAGGUGUUGAAAGGUGGUGUCAGUGCGGCUUAUGAGUCCGCUAUUCCUCCGGUUGCCGACGGUCAAACCGAGGCUGCUGCUAAUCCCGCUGGCAAUGGCAACGAAGCCGGGAGUGUCAUGGACCUAGAUUCAGGCCAGACCACGCUUGAAGACACCACGAGCGCCGAUGCCCCGGUCCCAGAGGCACCUCAGACUACAAUACCCGACGCGUCAACUGGUGAUGGAGAUGUUGAGAUGUCUUGAACGCCAUACCGUCAACGCCUCGGCCACUGGUUACGUGAUUACGUCUAGCAUCCCUAACCCAAUCUAUUACACCGGCCAUGCCUUAGGGAGGUCGGUGUUGGAAUGAUCGACCCGUUAACCAGGGCACGUUACGGGGCUGAUAGAAUGAUAUCAC
This is a messenger RNA of Aspergillus costaricaensis CBS 115574, 2008 nucleotides long. RefSeq names its product SPRY domain-containing protein. The transcript has a single exon. Gene Ontology annotation, molecular function: protein binding; transcription cis-regulatory region binding. Gene Ontology annotation, cellular component: Set1C/COMPASS complex. NCBI's taxonomy places the organism in Eukaryota, Fungi, Ascomycota, Eurotiomycetes, Eurotiales, Aspergillaceae. The record is from RefSeq and is a predicted model, not a curated record. The coding region runs from base 1 to 1854 and encodes 617 amino acids.